Molecule: messenger RNA, 8806 nt
Organism: Acinonyx jubatus (cheetah)
Lineage: Eukaryota; Metazoa; Chordata; Mammalia; Carnivora; Felidae
Gene: TMTC1
Product: transmembrane O-mannosyltransferase targeting cadherins 1
Exons: 20
Coding region: 152-2992 (946 amino acids)
Biological process (GO): RNA processing; protein O-linked glycosylation via mannose
Molecular function (GO): mannosyltransferase activity; protein binding
Source: RefSeq, a predicted model, not a curated record
GAGCGCGGGGCGCCAGCGGCGGGUCCAGCUGCCGCCGCACCAUGCCCGAGCCCACCUCCGGGCAGCCGCGGCGCGCCGCCGGGGCCCCGGCCGGGGAGGAUGCCAGACGCCCGGGAGCUGCCAGGGCAGCGGUGGUGGCGGCGGCGGCGCGAUGGUAGUGACAGGCUGUGCCCGAGGCGGCGGCGGCGGCGGGGACCGCGCGCCCUCCCGGCGGCGGGGCCGCGGACUCGCGCCGGCCGGGGCCGCGGCGCUGCUGGCCGGGGCGAGCUGCCUGUGCUACGGCCGCUCCCUGCAGGGCGAGUUCGUGCACGACGACGUGUGGGCGAUCGUGAACAACCCCGACGUGCGGCCCGGCGCCCCCCUCCGCUGGGGCAUCUUCACCAACGACUUCUGGGGCAAGGGCAUGGCCGAGAACACCAGCCACAAGUCCUACCGACCGCUCUGCGUCCUCACCUUCAAGCUGAACGUAUUUUUGACUGGUAUGAACCCAUUCUACUUUCAUGCAGUGAAUGUGAUUUUGCACUGCCUAGUGACUCUUGUCCUGAUGUACACCUGUGACAAAGCUGUCUUCAGGAAUCGCAGACUUGCUUUUGCUACGGCGUUGCUUUUUGCUGUGCAUCCUAUCCACACGGAGGCAGUGGCUGGAAUUGUUGGCAGAGCUGAUGUGUUAGCAUGCCUGCUGUUUCUGUUGGCCUUUCUCUCCUACAAUAGGAGUGUGGACCAGCGUCAUGUUGGGGAAUGUUUCCCUCCCACGGUGUCUCCCUUCUUCUUGCUGCUCAGUUUGUUGCUGGGGACCUGUGCGAUGCUGGUGAAGGAGACCGGCAUCACAGUGUUUGGAGUGUGCCUGGUUUAUGAUCUCUUUUCCCUAUCCCACAAGCAAGAGAAAUCGAGCAAUGGGGUCAUCCAUCAGCGCAGCCCGCAGCAGCCUGCGAGUCCCCCGCCCCCGUCACUGCCCCCGCAGCCUCACCGGGAGAACGGGAAGCAGCAUCGAUUUCCUCACCGAGGAGCUUGGGGUGGCUGCCACUCACCAUCGCCACCAGAACCCAAGAGCAGUGGAUUCCCAGUGUCUCCUGGAGCUAUGUGGUCCAUGAUGAGGUACUUGACAGCAAGGACCAAUAGAAAUUUCCUGCUUACCAUGAGGCCAUUCUUAAAAAGGGCCACUUUGGUCGUAACUUAUGUGAUUGUCCUUUUGUACUUCCGUCUGUGGAUAAUGGGAGGAUCUAUGCCCCUCUUUUCAGAGCAGGAUAAUCCAGCUUCAUUUUCGCCUUACAUUCUUACAAGGUUCCUUACCUACUCCUACCUCUUGGCCUUCAACGUGUGGCUUCUGCUUGCACCUGUUACCCUGUGCUAUGACUGGCAGGUGGGCAGUAUUCCCCUGGUAGAGACCAUAUGGGACACACGGAACUUGGCCACCAUCCUUCUGGCAGUUGUGAUGACCUUACUGAGCCUUCAUUGUUUAGCAGCCUUCAAGAGACUGGAGCACAAGGAAGUUUUAGUGGGCUUGUUGUUCCUGGUUUUCCCGUUCAUUCCAGCCAGCAAUCUCUUCUUCAGGGUGGGUUUUGUGGUGGCCGAGAGAGUCCUUUACAUGCCUAGCAUGGGCUACUGCAUCCUUUUUGUGCACGGACUGAGCAAGCUGUGCACUUGGCUGAAUCGAUGCGGGGCCACCACCCUGACUGUGUCCACUGUGUUGCUGCUGUUGCUUUUCUCUUGGAAAACGGUGAAACAGAAUGAAAUUUGGCUGUCAAGAGAGUCCCUAUUCAGGUCUGGGGUUCAAACUCUGCCCCACAAUGCCAAGGUUCACUACAACUACGCCAAUUUCCUGAAGGAUCAAGGUCGGAACCUGGAAGCCAUCUACCACUACAGAACAGCCCUCAGGUUGUAUCCUCGCCACGCCAGUGCCCUGAACAACCUCGGAACGCUGACAAGAGACACAGCAGAGGCAAAGAUCUACUAUCAGAGGGCUCUCCAGCUAAAUCCACAGCACAACCGAGCUCUUUUCAAUCUUGGGAAUCUCCUCAAGUCCCAGGAGAAAAAAGAAGAGGCUAUCACCUUAUUGAAGGACUCCAUUAAAUACGGUCCAGAGUUUGCAGAUGCAUAUUCAAGCUUAGCUUCAUUGCUGGCCGAGCAGGAGAGAUUUAAGGAAGCUGAGGAAAUAUAUCAGGCUGGAAUAAAGAACUGUCCAGACAGCUCAGACUUACACAACAACUAUGGGGUUUUCUUAGUUGAUACCGGCUCUCCGGAGAAGGCAGUGGCCCAUUACCAGCAGGCCAUCACACUCAGCCCAAGUCAUCACGUAGCUAUGGUGAAUCUGGGGAGACUCUACAGGUCACUGGGCGAGAACAGUUUGGCCGAAGAAUGGUAUAAACGCGCACUGCAGGUGUCCCGCAAAGCUGAGAUAUUAUCACCUUUGGGAGCGCUGUAUUAUAACACUGGCCGAUAUGAGGAAGCUCUGCAGAUCUACCGGGAAGCUGCGGCCCUCCAGCCUUCUCAAAGGGAGCUCCGCCUGGCCCUGGCUCAGGUUUUGGCCGUAAUGGGUCAGACAAAAGAAGCUGAAAAGAUGACCAACCACAUCGUGUCAGAGGAGACUGGAUGCCUCGAAUGCUACCGCCUGUUGUCAGCAAUCUACAGCAAGCAGGAACGCCACGACAAGGCACUCGAUGCUAUAGACAAAGCUCUCCAACUGAAGCCAAAGGACCCUAAAGUCGUAUCUGAACUUUUUUUCACAAAAGGAAACCAACUAAGAGAGCAGAAUCUUCUGGAUAAAGCUUUUGAGAGCUACAAAGCAGCCGUGGAACUGAAUCCAGAUCAAGCACAGGCCUGGAUGAACAUGGGUGGAAUCCAACACAUCAAGGGAAACUAUGUGUCCGCAAGAGCUUAUUAUGAGAGAGCCUUACAGCUGGUUCCAGACAGCAAACUGCUGCAGGAAAAUCUCGCCAAACUGGAUCGCCUAGAAAAACGAUUACAAGAAGUUCGAGAAAGGGAUCAAACAUAAGCAGCACUGGAACCAGUCUCGAGGGACAGUGCUGGUGCCUCUGGAAGAGGAAAAAGUGAUGCAGGCUCGCUUUCACAGCAGCAGGGGGGCAACAAAGAAGCUUUCCUGUCUCCCUGCAUUCAGGGGGGCACAUUUAGGGACACCUGCUGGCACCUCUGUGCUGAGGGACUUUCAUUUCCAUGGAAGAAGACAGAAAGAGCAAGCAAGAGCUAGGCCUGAGAGGAAGGAAAACAACUACUACACGUUUUGCAGAUUUUUGUUGGCUUUAAUUCCAGAUUUCCCUUCAUCUAUUUCUCUGCUUUCCCAGCCUGAGAAGCUAAUUCCAUCUCUUAGUGUAGACUUUUAUGUCCCAGAAAUAUAGGGGCUUGAAAUGCUAUGAAGGGAGAGCAGCUCUUCUUAAUGAGUUUUUUCAAAGAGAAUAAAAUCUCUGGGAUAACCAUUUGGGAAAUUCCACCAAGACGUAGCUCAUUGAAUUCUCCAGAACUGGAGAUGAGUAAUAGUUUGUGUAGAAUCUUCUGGAAUAUAUGGGGGAAAGGGCUCUUGUUAAGUGAGCGCUGCCUAUAUUCCCCUGGGGAUAAUCCCCCUAGAGCCCAAUUGAAGAGUAAAUUAAAUUCCACUCUGAUGCAAUCUUUUCCUGUUGCCUAAUAUAUCAAAAAAAGGAAGCUUCUGGAAUUGUGUAUGUGUAUUCUUAUCCCUAGGGGAAAAUCAAGGAUCUUGGUACCCCUAAUUCUUUAUGGAAAUGUUUAAGAUUAUUUUAAUUUUAUUACAAGUAUUACUAGAGUAGUGGUUCUGCUCUAAGAUUUCAGAAGUGCUUUUAGAAUCAUAAAUGUUUCUGCCUCCACAUAUAUUGUUAUUUUGGUGGAGAAAAAAUAGUAUAUUCUACAUGAGAAAUAUUAAAGAUAUUAACUAAGAGAAAUGUUCUACUUUGUUAUCUUAACGUUCAGUCAUCCAGAGAUUUAUUAUUUUUUUGAAAACUAUAUUUAACCAUUGACAAAUCUUUACAGUAUAUCACAGAAAUCUUCACAGACUAUAAACAGAUGGAAAGCGAGCUCUAUUGAUUUGUCUACUGGGUCUCAAUGAGAAUUCUGCGCUUAGAACAUGAGUGAUGGAAACUUGGAGUUCUUGGUUCUGUAUUUAUAAUUUUGGAGAUUUCAUGGAGAAUGCUGAAAAAAUCUAGGGGAAAAAAUCUCAAUUUGUAAUUUAAAAAAUAUAUAUUUAUAUUUAAAAGAUGGAGGUAGCAAAGUUGAAUUUACAAUUUGGCCUUUGUUUUUUAUUGUUAUUUAUUUCAUAACUUAUAAAAUAUUUAAUAUAUAUGUGUACACACAUUUUUUCCUGUACAUACUGGUUUUAAUAGUAGCUUUCAGAACUGAUCAUACAAAAAUUACAAAUCUGAAUUACAAAGUAGUUAAGUUUUAACAGCCCCUCAAAAAUUUUGUAUUGAUUAUUCACUUGCUGAAGCUAAAGAAAUUAAGAAUCAGACAUCAGUGUUUGGGUGGUAAUAUAUUUUGGAAGUGAAGAAAUUGGAGCACCUGAUUCUAAUUUGGCCAUCAUCAUAACCUUUAAAAAAAAGGAGGAGGAGGAGAAGAAGAAGAAGAAGAAGAAGAAGGGGAGAAGGAGGAGGAAGAACAACCACCAAGUGCUGUUCACAGCCCUGGGCCAGGUGGCCUAAACAUAUAGUAGCCUGAAGGCACUCAGAUUUCACGUGCUCAGACCAGGGCAGGGUAAAAAGUCUGUUUCUUCUCAACACAGUAUCAGGAAACACUGCCCCUCUAUGUUGUUAUCUUUUUGUCAAGGUAAGUCUAGUUAAAAAAAACUUCUUUGGAAAGGGAUGUUGGAAGGAAUACUUUAAAUGCAAAGGAUUACAGAAUUUGAAUUGGCAUACAUGUAUUUGUAUGGAUCAGUAAUCCGAUAAUAUAUGUAUUACCACUAUGAUCUUCGGUUUCUAAUAGUCCUUUUAGCCUUAGAUAUCAUAACCUUUUCCAAAAUUUUAUUUAAAAUAUUUUUCUUGUCUUCAAAAUUAUACUUGUGUAGUCCUAAGGCCAAGAAAUGUACUAGAGUUUAUUUUGAAUGAUCAGCCCACCCCCAAAUUGAAAAGCAUAAGCCUAGCUAAAAACAGUAUCUAAGACUCUAAUCACAACUUUUUAAAAUAACCUGUAACCAAAACUCACACUUAAGGAAAUUAAUGGAAAAGACUAAGCCCCAAGUUUUGAAAAGCUUUUUUUUUCUCAGCCUUACUUGAAGUGCUGCUAAAGGUAUGAGGGUCCGUUAGUGGGAAUAAUUGAAAUGGCAGUCAAAGUGUAAAAGUUUCUAAGGGAAGGGGUCACAUGACCUUCAGGAGACUUCUUCUAUCUUCUUUUGGGUGCUUUUCUCUCUCCCCAUGUCUUCCUGUCUCUCUGUCUCUCCCCCUCCCCUCAAUCUCUCCUUUCAUUCUGUCCCUCCUCCCCCUCCCCUUCUCACUAUCACUCUGCCUCAUUCUGUGUGCACACACUGGCAACUCUUUGAACAUUAAAAGUAAGCACUGUUUGUUGGGUCAGAUAUUUUUAUCCUGAUUUAAUAAUGUCACUGAGAUGUAGCCAAUGAAAUAGUUUUCAUAGUUAAAUAGUGCCUAUAAGAAAAUAAAUCACAUGUUAUUUUUCAAAGAUAUUAAGUGUAUUUUAUAACUAUUUUUAUUUGGUUCUUGUAACAUGAAAAUAAUAUUCAUUCUUAUCAAUAAAAGCAGGCUAGUCAUGGAGAUCUAUCUAGAUUGCCCUUAAUAAAAGCAUGCUUGGCAUGAGAGUUGAUAGCCCUUUCUGAGAUGGAGUCUCAGAGCCAGCUUCAUGAGCAUGCACUUCAUGUGGCCCCUCAGGGUCCUGCACUCAGGCACCCAUGCUUGGUCAAAGGCUCUGCUUGAAAUUCUUAAUAAUUUUUGAACGACGAAUCCAGCAAUUCCAUUUUGUGCUGGACCCUUAAAUAUGUAGGGUAUCCUCAGCGGGAGGGAAGUUGACUGAGGACAAGACAGGAGUUGCUUUAGUCUGGGUGAACACUUGAUCUGGUGAUCAGUUUUAUUUGUGACUGUGUUACUCUGGGCAGCAUUUGCUUUUUUUUCUCAGCUACAUUUCAAGUUCCUUGUGUACGUCUGUUCCCCUCUUACUGCCAGUCUAUCUAACCUGUCCUUCUGUCCUACCUAGAACCAGUUCUCCUUGUCUUUAAAAUUCCCAGGAAAUGACAGUCCCUUGACACAGGAACCAUGACAAUGGCUUUACCAGUUUAUUUCAACCCUAAGAAUUAUUCAGAAUUUUUUAAAUGAUCCAGAUGUUUUCAGUCUGUAUUCAUAAAACAUGGUCCCGUGAUGUAACAUAGGUAAACUAAACCAAAGAUUCAAAUGCCUUGGAGGAAAGGAAAUUUUAUUUUAGGGAAUCCUGAGAUAUAUUCUUUUGGGCUUAUUUGUUUUGAGGUCUAACAUAAAACAAAGAGGACUGUUGGCACUUUAAUUACAACUUCCUAUAAUACUUCACAGCCCCUAGCAUGAGACUCUGACAUUUGUCACAGGUCAUACCUCAUCUGAUGCAGGGGUUUAUAGUGGUUGCACGAUGCUUCUGGGCAACUGCUCUUCAAUGGGACUAAAUGAGAAAAUCCAAACUGUUCUAUACAAACCCACCUACAAAAGCUAUAAUUGGAGGGGGAAUAAAAACAAAUGUGUGGUUUCUUACUGUCUCUAUUAAACAUUCCAGGCCCCUCAGGUUGACGAGCCACAUUCAGCUGAUAGUUGAGAACUAAUCCCUCACACAUACCGGCUCUCAAGCCUGGCUGGGCUGUAGGAUCACCUGGGGACCUUUGGAAAUCUCUGAGAUGCUGGCUGCCCAGGUUAAGAUGCUAAUAUGCAGCUAGGCUGCGGAACCACUGUGGGCUAACAACUUUAAUGGACUUUUAUAGCCCUUCUCAAGUUGUGCUUUUAAAUCUAGGCUACAAUGAGCCAAAGAAUUCUAAAGAAUAAUUUAUGGCACAGUUGAUUGGUUGAGACUAUUGUUUCAAGACUGACAGACAGGUCGGUUGGGUAGGGUAAUUUGCACUUGUGGCAGUUGGACUAUAAUUUGACCUUACAUUUUUAGAAUUCUUGGUCCUCAGAUGGAGAGGAAUUGGCAUUUGUAUACACCAGACAAGUCACCCAGUAUGUAAAACUCAGAAGGUGUUCAUGGCAUAGAGUAUAUUCCUAAACCUACAUCUCUCUUUUGGUUAUACACAUGUAAACUUUGGUUAAUUAUUUCUUAAUUGUACUCAUUAGAAUCAGUUUUUGAGGGGAAAACGAAAAAACUUUUGCUCUGAUGUGUUAAGGAUUUGCCUCUUACGUUAAUCAACCUAUAGGAUAUUAGUAACAACAAUCAAGGCAAAUGUAGUUGUAGGCGGUUUGUUUGUUUUUAAUAUUUCACCUAGUUUCCAGAUCACAUUUACUUUGAUUAAAUGGCAUGUUGGUAUCCCAAUGAUGACAAAAUGUAAUUAUCUGACAUCUUUUGGCAUUUUAAAAGAGUAAAGACCUAUCAAAUCUUGCAUUUAGGCUGCAAUUAAGAUAAAAGCUUACUAUGCCAAAUACACACACACACACACACACACACACACACACACACACAAGGAAACAUAACUUUUAUAAUUAUUCUUGAAGUUUUGAUGUAAAAAAUUAUGUUGAACAGUUCUUCAAAAAAUAGCACCUCCUCCAUUAUUUUUGUUUUUAGGAGCCAUUAACUUAAAGGGAAGAAAUAAAAUAACUAUAAUCAAAGGAGUGGUUUAAUAUCAGCAAAAUAAAAUGAUGCAACAGAAUUGAUGAUAUUCAUGUCAGUCAAAUGGCUCAUAUAAAAAUGUGUUCUUUUUAUCACCAAAGAUCCUUUCAGUUAAAAUCUUUUAAGGCAUGUAGCUUGUAAAAUCAGUGUCCAUCACAAUAUAUGGUCACGAUUAGUUUGUAAGUGUAGAUCAUCAUUUACCCCAAAAUGGAAAGACAUGUCUAUGUCCAGAAAUCCCGGAGUUUCUUCCCAUUCUCAAGUGGUGCAAGUGGAGUGUAUUUAUGUCACAUUGGGAAGUUUCCAGUGUGUAUAACAUGCUUUUGGGGUUGCCUUGCUAGCCCAAAGAGGGGUGCACCAGUCCAAGAAUCUGGAAAUCUGGGUGGUAGACCUGUACUGCCCCGGAGGAACUGCCUCACCCUGGGCAGGCUACCUGGUGUUUCAGUCAUGUUUAUCACCCAGUGAGAGACUAGUUCGUUCUGUGAAACUGUCAAGCUCUAAGUGUCUCCUGAAUCCAGAUUGAAAGCCCUUUACAUCGAAGAGAUAACUGAUUAGUGUUGCCCUUCAUUUUAGAAAUUCUUAAGAUAAUCACCGCAUCAAAACACAUACACAAACAACCAUAAAAGGGACUGCACUGCCCAAGUGCUUUAACAUGGCAGAGACAGUUCCUCUUAUUUUGCAGUCUGUACACAUGAAAAUGAAGUGAUUUUGUUAUGUUUCUGGGGAAAAAGUAUUUUUAAAAAUUUCCUCCUAAGGAAUUAAAAUAUCUGUAGAAGCCAUGGCUUGCUUUUCUAACGUGGAAAUUAUUUGCCUUGCAGAUCCCUCCUUUUAUCAGGGAGAAAAUGUCUUGCAGCCUGUUCUUUGUUCAUGGUUUUGUUUCCUACUUUGAUCAGUUGUAUAUAAAUGUACAUUUUUGUUACUUUUGCUGUGCCAGUUAGAAAUCUACUUCCCAUAAAGUAUUUCUCCCAUUUAAGUCCAAUUAUGUACACUUUGCCUAGGUCUUUCCAAAAUAAAAUUUAUGUAAAUGUUUAUUUUAUAUAAAAUAUAAUGAAAAUAAUUAUGUCUC